UUUUUUGUUCUAGUUCCAGUGAUUCUCUCUCUCUCUCUCUCUUCAAGCACUAAACAAAAGGAGACACAAACCACUCUACUACUACUACUACUACUACAAGUGCAAGUGCACAUUGAGUAUCCUCUCUACUGCUCUUUUAGUCUGUCUCCCACUUCUGUAAUGUGGCCAUAGAUAGAUCUCCGUUUCUCUUGCUGCCUUCUCUUUUUUGCCUCCAGGGUUCCCCCCCCCCCCACUACUUUUUCCUACUGCCACUUAAGCCAGUGUUGAAGGAUCCCAUUCUUAGGAGCCAACAAGUCUUGAGAAUGGGAAGGGCUAGCUCCUUGAUUACUUUGUUCUUCUUUCUACAUGUUGCUGCUUCUGGUGUUCUUGGGGAUAGCCCUUACAGGUUCUUCACUUGGAACAUCACCUAUGGAGACAUCUGGCCCAUGGGUGUCAAGCAACAGGGAAUUCUGAUCAACGGACAGUUCCCAGGGCCGCAGAUCGAAGCUGUCACCAACGACAAUGUCAUCGUCAAUGUGUUCAACAGCUUGCCCGAACCAUUCCUCAUCUCCUGGAACGGGAUACAGCAGAGGAAGAGCUCAUGGCAGGAUGGUGUUUACGGCACCAACUGCCCCAUCCCACCCGGGAGGAACUUCACGUAUGUCAUGCAGUUCAAGGACCAGAUCGGUAGCUACUUCUACUUCCCCUCCCUUGCAUUCCACAAGGCCGCCGGUGGAUUCGGUGGCAUCAGAGUCCUCAGCCGGCCGUUGAUCCCCGUGCCAUUCCCUCCUCCUGCCGGAGAUUUCACCCUGUUAAUUGGCGAUUGGUUCAAGGCCAACCACAGUACCCUUAAGUACGUAUUAGACAGCGGCAGAGAUCUCCCUUUCCCGGAUGGGGUUCUGAUCAAUGGUCGCGGAUGGAACGGGAACACCUUCACCGUUCAACAAGGCCGAACGUAUCGGUUUCGGAUAUCGAAUGUUGGAUUGACGGCAUCGUUGAACAUAAGAAUUCAAGGCCACGCCAUGAAAUUGGUGGAGGUCGAAGGUUCCCACACUCUACAGAACACCUAUUCCUCGCUGGAUCUUCAUCUCGGCCAGUCCUGCUCGGUUCUGGUCACAGCGGAUCAGCCCGCGAUGGACUACUACAUCGUGGCCUCCACUCGAUUCACCAGCAAAGUGCUCAGCACCACGGCCAUCCUUCGCUACAGCAACUCCGGCGGAACAACUGCUGGUCCGCCACCAGGAGGACCGACCAUUCAGAUCGACUGGUCUCUCAAUCAGGCGAGAUCGAUUCGUUGGAAUCUGACGGCCAGCGGGCCGAGGCCGAAUCCGCAAGGUUCGUACCACUACGGUCUCGUCAACACGACGAGGACGAUUAGGCUCGCGAACUCUGCGCCGUUCAUCAAUGGCAAGCAGCGAUACGCUGUCAACAGCGUCUCCUUCAUCCCAGCUGAUACGCCGCUGAAGGUGGCCGAUUUCUACAAGAUCCCUGGAGUGUUUUCGCUUGGGAGCAUUUCCGACAACCCGACCUUCGGAGGCGGAUACCUCCAGACGUCGGUCAUGGCGGCUAAUUUCCGAGACUACGUCGAGAUCGUCUUCGAGAACUACGAGAACACCAUGCAGUCAUGGCAUAUCGACGGAUACUCCUUCUGGAUCGUCGGAAUGGAUGGAGGACAAUGGUCAGCAGCGAGCAGGAAAAGCUACAAUCUGAGAGAUGCUGUUGCUCGUUGCACUGUUCAGGUCUACCCCAAGUCUUGGUCUGCCAUUUACAUGCCUUUGGACAACGUAGGAAUGUGGAACGUGAGAUCAGAGAACUGGGCUCGUCAAUACCUGGGCCAGCAGUUGUAUCUCCGUGUGUAUUCCCCUGCUAACUCAUGGAGGGAUGAGAACCCGAUUCCGAGGAACGCCCUUCUCUGCGGCCGAGCAUCCGGCCGCCGGACCAGGCCGCUGUGAUCUCAGUUAUUGUCAUCGUCACGAGGGGGUGACCCAUAGGCCUUGCUAGGAAUGAGAUCCAGAACAAGCUCUGUUUUCUCCAUGUCGCUGAUACAUUUUGCAGCAUUCGUGUUGCUCCGUCCAAAUUGCAAUCGCUGCUUACCUUUGUAUAACUCCCAUUUAUGAUUUAAAACGCUAUGUUCAGCUGCUUCGGUGAAAUCCAAUGUGAUCGUCGAUAGGUGGCUCGAGAUUCAAUAAAAGAGAGUUAUGCUACCUCUUUUUA
Musa acuminata subsp. malaccensis (wild Malaysian banana) is the source of this 2193-nucleotide messenger RNA. Its product is annotated as L-ascorbate oxidase homolog. Lineage: Eukaryota; Viridiplantae; Streptophyta; Magnoliopsida; Zingiberales; Musaceae. Gene Ontology annotation, molecular function: oxidoreductase activity; copper ion binding. The record is from RefSeq and is a predicted model, not a curated record.